GAUCGCCACGAUCGCCAUAAAAUAAAAUUCCUGAGCUGGGAGGAAAAUUUGGGUUCUCGCGGAUAGUUUUUGGUGCGUAAUUCGUGAAAAAGAGGGUCAACACGAUAAACGAUCCACGAUGAUCCGCGCUCCGGAGUGAUCGUCGUUGGUGGGCCAUCCGUGUGAUCACGGUUUCGUAGAAUCACAGCCCACAGUUUCACCUCCCCAGAAUGGCAUUCCUUUGCCCCGUCCGCAUUCGUCGUGGGAAAAAAAAGAAACCCUUAGGCAGUGAUAUCGAUAAGGACUCCAGCAGUUUGGGGCUGAAUCAUGGCAUGGGCCGGAUCACAGGCUCGGCCAGCAUCGAGACGCUCGUGAGGGUGGGCAUCGAGAAGGAGCAUGGGCUUAGCCCGGAUAGCAAGAUGGUGGUCCUGCACGACUUUACCCCCUGCGUGGACGACGAGUUGGAGGUUAAACGGGGCCAGAUCGUCAACAUACUCUACCGCGAGAAUGAUUGGGUGUACGUGAUAGGCCAGGACACGCGGCAAGAGGGAUUCAUUCCACACUCCUACUGUGCCCCAUUCAACACGCAGUUGGCUGAUCUUGCGAUCAAGAAGAAGCUACCGCGCGAUCUGUCGACAAUGGGUGUUGGCUCUGGAGGACCGGGCGGUAUAGGCGGCACAGGAGUCGGUGGUCCCGGGAGCGGACUUGUGAGCGGAGGUGGGCUUACUGAUCUAACCGAUGGCAUGCCGGACAUCAGCAUCGACGUACUGGACGAUGGGCCCGGUAUGCUGACGAACGCGCUGAAGCACUCGCAGGCGAGCCUCAGUUCGGAACCGGACUUUUUACCCUUUGCCAAGGACCCGAGCGGUCGGUAUAUUGUGCUGUACACAUUCAUUGCGCGCGACGAGAAUGAUGUAUCGGUCGAGAGGGGAGAAUUCGUGACCGUUCUGAACCGUGAGGAUCCCGAAUGGUUCUGGAUCGUGCGAAGUGACGGCCAGGAAGGCUUCAUCCCCUCCGGCUUCGUAUAUCCAGCGGAAAACAUUCUCCAGGGUCAGUCCGGCAAACAGCAACAGCAGCAGCAGCAGCAAGGUGUAAAUAGUUUGGAUGUGACCCUCUCACCGAUGGGUGGUGGAGGCAACAUGACCAUCAAUGCAAGUCAGCAUCAGCAACACCAGCAACAGCAGCACCAGCAGCAGCAGCAACAGCAGCAUCAGCAGCAAUCGCAACCGGGCAUCGGUUCGGAUGAUUUGCGAUAUCAUGGCACAGAGUUGGUGAUGCUGUACGAUUAUAAGGCACAGGCACCGGAUGAUUUGAGCGUCCGCCGGGGAGACUGGAUCUACGCAGACCUCAACAAUCAAACGGUGGACGGGUGGCUUUGGGCGUAUGCACCGAAAACCCGCAAGUACGGUUUCAUACCCAAAGCGUAUGCUAGACCGCCAGCCAUGACCAGUCUGUAGAGCAACUCGAUCCACAUUCCACCGACGAUAAGCGUCACAGUAUUUUGUCUUUCUUCCGUUUAUGGUUAGACUUAAUUUAUUUGUAAACCAACUAGCGAUGUACUUAAAAGCGAGAAUGGCGAAGUUUCUCUUCGUUUUUAUCCACAUGGUGCCCGAGAUCCGAUGCUAUUUGGGCAUUGACCAUUCCAUUCGAGCCAUCCAGUAAUCACGAUGGGCAUGCUGCUCUGCUUUCUGGGUGGUUUAUAAUAUAACACUCUCUCCCUCUUGCCCUCCGUAUCGUGAAUUAACGAUUGUUUUGUGUGUAUUUUAUGGACAAGACUAUUAACUUUAUUUGUAUUAAUAUAUUUUAUAAUAAAACGAACAAAGUGGCCAACGUCUAAAUACUACCGGCUCCACUGGGUUCAUUUC
Anopheles darlingi is the source of this 1844-nucleotide messenger RNA. RefSeq names its product SH3 domain-containing protein Dlish (gene Dlish). The coding region runs from base 210 to 1436 and encodes 408 amino acids. Lineage: Eukaryota; Metazoa; Arthropoda; Insecta; Diptera; Culicidae. The record is from RefSeq and is a predicted model, not a curated record. The transcript is spliced from 3 exons. Gene Ontology annotation, molecular function: protein binding.